This is a messenger RNA of Plutella xylostella (diamondback moth), 1536 nucleotides long. Its product is annotated as very long chain fatty acid elongase 7. The record is from RefSeq and is a predicted model, not a curated record. Gene Ontology annotation, molecular function: fatty acid elongase activity. Gene Ontology annotation, biological process: fatty acid elongation, polyunsaturated fatty acid; fatty acid elongation, saturated fatty acid; very long-chain fatty acid biosynthetic process. NCBI's taxonomy places the organism in Eukaryota, Metazoa, Arthropoda, Insecta, Lepidoptera, Plutellidae. Gene Ontology annotation, cellular component: endoplasmic reticulum membrane.
ACUUAGUUCCACCCUAGAACUCUUAUAGACAAGCAGUUUACAAAUUGUUUUGCGAUCCUAUUUAAUUAUCAAUAACUAAAUUAAUUUAAAUUGCAUACAUUAGUAUAAUAUAUACCAGCGUGGUGAAAUAGUGAUGAGAAGAAAUAUAAAAAACUUUUUAUACAUAUAAAAAUAAUUUUAAAAUAUAAAUUUCUUCUUAUGUAGUUGGUUGAAAGUAUAAAAAAGCAAGUCAUUGAGUUUAAUAAUAGAUUAAUUAAGUGUUUUGGAUACUCACUCGUAGUGAUAGGAAAUGGCUGAAAUAAUAAGGAAAGCGUAUCAGGGCUACAAAUUGCUGUUUAUGGAAUGGCCGGAUCCAAGGACAAAAUCAUGGUUUCUGGUGGCGAAGCCGUACCAAGGUGCCUUCAUUCUGGGCAUGUACCUUAUGUUCGUGUUCAAAUGGGGCCCAGCCUGGAUGAAGAAGAGACAACCCUUCAACCUGGAUAAAGUACUAAUAGUGUAUAAUACCAUACAGGUCGUACUGUGUGCCUACAUAUUUGUUUGUGCAAUCAGAUUUGGCUGGGGCUGGGACUACAAGUGGAUAUGUCAACCAGUAGACUACUCUGACACACCCAAGGCCAUCCGAGAAGCAUCUAUAGUGCAGCUCUACUACUUAACUAAAAUUUUAGAUUUAUUAGACACAGUGUUUUUCGUGUUACGGAAGAAAUUCAACCAGGUGUCGUUCCUGCAUGUGUACCACCACACUGGCAUGGUGGUGCUGAUCUGGGCAGCCGCCACAUAUUAUCCAGGAGGGCACGGGACUCUGAUUGGUGUGAUCAACUGCUUCGUACAUACCGUUAUGUACUCGUACUACCUGCUGACUGUAGCCUAUCCCGAGAAGAAGAACAACCUGUGGUGGAAAAAGUACAUCACUCAGUUGCAAAUUCUACAAUUCUUCCUGUGCGUGCUGCACAUGACCACCAUCGUGUUCAAACCGGACUGCGAGUACCCGCGCUGGAUCUCCGCCGUCUUCCUUCCACAGAACCUCUUCAUGCUCAUCCUCUUCAUAGACUUCUACAUCAAGGCCUACAUCAAGAAACCCAGACUCGAGGCCGAAAAGAAAGCGAUAGAAGAAAAACAAAAGAAGUCCGACCUCAACGGUGACGCGAAACCGAACGGAAAAGUAAAAGAAAACGGUUUCAAAAAUGGAAUAAAAAAGAACGGAAUUCAAAAUGGGAACAAAACUCUGGGGCACGAGAAUGGGUACCACAAAAACAAUAUUAACAACGGAAAGAAGGAUGUCUAGUAUCUGUGCAGAUUUGGGUAUUAUCGACGAAAUUAGUUAUCAGAUUUAAUAUUAUAGGCGCUUUUUAAAACAAAAAAUCAUUUGAAUGACGUUUACAGCUAUUCGAUUGCACCAAAUUAUUUGUCGUAAUAGGUAUAAUUAUAGGUUUAGAAAUAGUUUGUAACUAAAAAUUUUAGUUUUAUAAUUAGUGGUAAGAAACUUUUAUUAUUAUAAAUAAGUUUUAAGUUAAUAAACUACCUAUUUAUAAAAGAAAA